Molecule: messenger RNA, 1181 nt
Organism: Molossus molossus (Pallas's mastiff bat)
Lineage: Eukaryota; Metazoa; Chordata; Mammalia; Chiroptera; Molossidae
Gene: FN3K
Product: fructosamine 3 kinase
Exons: 6
Coding region: 112-1077 (321 amino acids)
Biological process (GO): fructosamine metabolic process
Source: RefSeq, a predicted model, not a curated record
AGCGGCCUGGGCAGCGGCGAGCUCACGUCUCUGGCUGGGCUUCGGCACCAUCCCCCAGUCCCUCCUCGAAUCCCCCUCCUGGUCCCUGUGUUUCUUGUGUCUCCUGCCCCCAUGGAGCAGCUGCUGCGGGCCGAACUGCGCACCACGACUCUGCGCGCCUUCGGGAGCCCAGGCGGGGGCUGCAUCAGCGAGGGGCGCGCCUACGACACGGACUCGGGGCCUGUGUUUGUCAAGGUCAACCGCAGGGCGCAGGCCCGGCAGAUGUUUGAGGGCGAAGUGGCAAGCCUGGAGGCCCUCCGGAGCACUGGUCUGUUGCGAGCACCUCGGCCCAUCAAGGUCAUCGACUUGCCUGGGGGUGGGGCCGCCUUUGUGAUGGAGCAUCUGAAGAUGAGGAGCUUGAGCAGUCAGGCAUCAAAACUUGGAGACCAGGUGGCAGACUUACACCUCUACAACCAGAAGCUCAGGGACAAGUUGAGGGAGGAGGAGAACACAGUGGGUGCGUUCGGAUCGUCUCCAUGCUCCCUUGACCCAGGCCGGAGGGCUGAGGGUGCUGAGCUCCAGCAUGUGACCAAGUUCGGCUUCCAUGCGGUGACGUGCUGCGGCUUCAUUCCGCAGGUGAAUGAGUGGCAGGAUGACUGGUCGACCUUCUUCACCCGAUACCGACUCCAAGCACAGCUGGACCUCAUUGAGAAGGACUAUGCUGACCGAGAGGCACGAGAGCUCUGGUCACAGCUACAGGUGAAGAUCCCAGAUCUGUUUAGCGGCCUAGAGAUUGUCCCCGCCCUUCUUCAUGGGGAUCUCUGGUCAGGAAAUGUGGCUGAGGACGACGUGGGGCCUAUUAUUUAUGACCCGGCUUCCUUCUACGGCCAUUCUGAGUUUGAACUGGCAAUUGCCUUGAUGUUUGGCGGCUUCCCCAGGUCUUUCUUCACUGCCUACCACCAGAAGAUCCCCAAGGCUCCAGGGUUCGACCGGCGGCUGCUGCUCUACCAGCUCUUUAACUACCUGAACCACUGGAACCACUUUGGGUGGGAGUACAGGAGCCCGUCCCUGAGCACCAUGCGGAAACUUCUCAAGUAGCACCCUGCCUGUGCUCCUGCCCACCUGCCCACCUGCUUAGCAAGUACCUAGGGGCAGCAACAGCAGAGGCAGCUGCAGGCACUAAUAAAGUCAGUGGGGCUUCA